UAUCUCCCCUUCACACUCCUAUCACUUCUUUCUUGAUCUUUACUUUCACUAAUUCACACAUAUAUAGAGAGAGAGUGGGGGAAGAGAGAGAAAGAUUAGAAAUCUAACCUAAAGGGCAAAAGAAAAAAAAAAAAAAGUUCUUUUGAGCCAUUUUCAAACCCUAAUUAAGGAAAGAUAGAAAUGGACAUUGAAUUGGUGAAGUGUGAGUGUUGUGGGCUUAAGGAGGAUUGUACACAAGACUACAUUAGUGAGGUGAAGUCGAAAUUCGAAGGGAAAUGGCUAUGCGGGCUUUGCUCGGAGGCCGUGAGGGAUGAGGUGAAGAAAAAAUCGGCGUCGAGGGUUGAUGAAGUUGUCAAGGCUCACAUGUCUUUUCGUAAAGAGUAUAAGUCGAAUCCGGCGGUUCAAGUGGCCGAUGGGAUGAGGAAAAUGUUGAGGCGACGAUCGGGUGAUAUGGGCUCGUCCCCAUCUUCGUCCCCUUCGAAGAAAUACUCGAGCACGUCGCAAGUUUCGUCGUAUUAUUAGGGGUAAUUUAUGUUAUUACAUGCAUGGGAGAUGAUCUUCUAUGUGUUCUUGCCCUUUCUUGAUGAAUUUGUGGUGUCUUUUUGUGUAUAUAUAUAUAUAUAUAGAUAUGUGACAAGGGAAGUUAUUUUAAGGCAAGAGGAUUACUUUACUUGGAGAUUUUUUUGUUAGUCUUUAGGUUUUAAUUAUUAUCAUGCAAUUUCUAGUAUUUUCUUUAAAUAUAUAUAUAUAUUUCAUAAAAUAUUAUUUGAAUGCAAAAAAGCAUA
Andrographis paniculata is the source of this 785-nucleotide messenger RNA. RefSeq lists its product as uncharacterized. NCBI's taxonomy places the organism in Eukaryota, Viridiplantae, Streptophyta, Magnoliopsida, Lamiales, Acanthaceae. The transcript has a single exon. The coding region runs from base 181 to 522 and encodes 113 amino acids. The record is from RefSeq and is a predicted model, not a curated record.